Molecule: messenger RNA, 420 nt
Organism: Chelmon rostratus (copperband butterflyfish)
Lineage: Eukaryota; Metazoa; Chordata; Actinopteri; Chaetodontiformes; Chaetodontidae
Product: LITAF domain-containing protein-like
Exons: 4
Coding region: 1-420 (139 amino acids)
Molecular function (GO): zinc ion binding
Source: RefSeq, a predicted model, not a curated record
AUGGAAAAAGGAUACCAACCACAGGAUUCAGCUCCACCAUACCCUGGGCCACCUUUGGACUACGGGGAUGCCAUGCCCCCUCAGCCUGGGAUGUACCCUCAGCCUGCUCAGCCUGCUGGAUACCAGACAGGUGCCCCUUUGGCUCCAGCCAUGGCUGCACCUUCCACAACAGUGACUCCCGUGGUAGUAACACCUACACUAUUUGGUGUCCCAGGACAAACUGUUUGUCCUCACUGCCAGCAGACUGUGACGACCAAAACAGAACACAUUACAGGCCUUUUGACCUGGGUCACCUGUUUUGGACUUGCAUUCUUUGGGUGUUGUCUGUGCUGGAUCCCGUUCUGCAUUGAUGCCUGUAAAGAUGUAGCACAUCACUGUCCUUCCUGCCACCAUGUCAUCUACGUCUACAAGCGAAUAUGA